AUGGGGAGGAAGAUCGGAUCAGCGACCACCAGGAAGACGAGAAAUUAUCAACGGGAAAAUGAGAAAAAGGCGAAAGAGAUAUAUUCGUUGGAAGGUGGGGUGGUGGUGGUGGUGGUGGUGGGGGCGAGAGGAAAAGGGGAGCGGGGAGAGAUUCGAGUUUUUUCAGAAGUGAAAGAGGAAAGAGAAAAGGAAAAAAGGAAAAGGAGAGUACGACCUGUCGUGUCGUGUCGACAUUCCUUUCGGACCCAAGGCAAGGGCGGGGCGGUUAUCCGUCAGACUCAAGUACAAUUACUUCCGUCUUCUUUGCUUCGAGGAGAGAGAGAGAGUGCCGCAAGCAAGCCUAGAGUUUCAACUUGGAUUGCAGACGAUGCCGAUGCUGAUUUCGCCACGACCAAAGCUCCCGACGCAUCACAAACAACGCAGGUGAAAUCUCCAAAGUUUGACCUUUCAACGAAGCAGCCAUCAAAAUUGGCUUUUAAAGCUCUGUCCUUUGGAGGUUUCCAUCCUCGAGGUAGGGUUUCCUUUACUGAUAUAGCUUCCUUUUCUCUACGAUUCCACCUCCUCCAGUUUCUAAGCAUGUUAUGUGUUGAUUCAACAAGAAAAUCUGGAUUUGGGCGUCUAUUACGAAACACGAAGUCGUUUCUCGCUCUACAUACAAACCACAAAAAACCUGCAACCACCUCAAAACAAGCUAAAAAGCGAAGCGAUUUGCAAAUUUGGGCACAAUCAAAACGAGCCCAGGCCCAUCUAGUCAGCCCGACCGUAUCAAGCACAUGGAUUUUUCAAAUCAGCACCAAAAGGCUCAUAACCUCAAAGACAAUCGAGGAGGAGUAGGAGGAGAAGAGAAAUAGGAGACGGAUGGAACGAUCUUUUUCCAUACCCUCACCCAAAAGUAAGAAAAAGAAGAAUGUCUAUACAAGCCAUAUUAUCAAUCAUAUCUAUUUUAAAAAUCCCCGCACGCAAAUAGCACUUGUUUGAGAAACACUCAAAUAUAAAAUUGAUGUAUAAGCUGGACUUGUGCCAAAUAUUAGACCAUGGAAAUAUAUUUGGGGAGGCCAAUAAAGAAGGCCGAAAAGAUUUGAUCUCA
Eucalyptus grandis is the source of this 1087-nucleotide messenger RNA. RefSeq lists its product as uncharacterized. NCBI's taxonomy places the organism in Eukaryota, Viridiplantae, Streptophyta, Magnoliopsida, Myrtales, Myrtaceae. The transcript is spliced from 4 exons. The coding region runs from base 1 to 834 and encodes 277 amino acids. The record is from RefSeq and is a predicted model, not a curated record.